UCGUGACUAUGUAAAAAAAAAGUUUUUGUUUUAAAGUUCGUGGAUGAUUUUAUAGUUAUAGUUAAUUUUUUUUUGUGAAAAAAAUAUUAUAAUAGUGAACGUAAUAUGAAUGAAUGUUACUUGUUUAUUGUUUGUGAUUCAUAUAGAGAGAUAAAUAGUGAAUUAUGAAAUUGAAAAAUAUAUGUGAUUAUUAAAAAAGAAGUGCAAUUUCGUUCAAUUACUUAAUUACUGAAACUUAAUAAAGCUUUUGAAAAAUACACAUAAUAAAGAAAUGUCAAGCUACGGAAGCACAUCUCCCUCUGACGAAGGCUUUGACAGAUACGAGCCGCCAUUUUACUGUCAGCCGACGCAUCAAGGUAGCCCGAUGGACGGCGGCGUGUACUGGCCGGCUGUCAACGGAGAGGGUCCGGAGUUCGAUGCUCAGGACAUCUACCACGACACUAGCAAUUAUAUCGGACGGAAUUACGGGUAUGAGGAGAUGCAGGUAUCCUGCAACGAGCCCUAUGACGCCUACACAUCCAUGAUGCAUCAUACAUACACACAAAAUGGCGCUGGUCUGGACUGUGACAUGCAGAGUAUACCCCGCUAUGACCGCCCCCCCCAGUCCUUCGUAAGAGUGGUGAAGAGAAGAACCACCGCCAACAAGAAGGAGAGAAGGAGGACUCAGAGCAUCAACACUGCCUUCACCGAUUUGAGGGAGUGCAUACCUAAUGUGCCGCCGGAUACUAAGCUAUCUAAGAUGGUGCGAGCGAGAUCGCAGAGCAUCAAUAUCGCGUUCUCUAAACUCAGAGAUCGCAUACCAAGCGUUCUGCCCGACACUAAGAUGACUAAGAUCAAAACCCUUCGUCUGGCGACGUCAUAUAUAUCCUACCUUCUCAAGGUGCUGGAGACUGAUGGAGAGCCAGCAGGUGGGUUCCGUGCUGAGCUGCACCACGCGCCGCCGCGUCGGAGACACGCCGACCACUCGCAGAACAACUCAGAGAAGAAAGGCAAAGGUCGCACCGGCUGGCCGCAACACGUCUGGGCUUUAGAACUGAAAAGCGAACAGAACCUGCAAACAUAACUUGUAUUAUAAGUUAUAUAUUUUGUAAUAUAUUAUAUUAAAUUGAAAUUAUUAUAAACUAGCGGACGCUCGCGACUACGUCCGCGUGGAAUUCAAUGUAAACUUUCAAGCCCUAUUAAGGGUUGAAUUUCAAAAAUUUUUAGAUCACAUUUUAUUUCGUAUUUUUUAUAAACAAAUUUUUAAAACUGUAACUCUAAAAAUGAAGGACUUUCCAUACAAACUUUCAACUCAUAUUUCACCCCCUUCUCAUAUUUUUAGCUUCAGUAUCGAUUAUAUAAUGCCUCUUAAUUUUCAAAAUAUCUUCAGUAUGUACAAAAUGUACAGAAUUCGUAUUAUAAGUGUAGAUCCUAGAUGGCGCUAGUAGUACUCUAUGCCACGCUAACGUUUGUUGUUACAAAUGGUAUAAGUAAAAUCUCAAAUUGCGAAUAAAUAGAAUUUGUCCAGU
This is a messenger RNA of Bicyclus anynana (squinting bush brown), 1508 nucleotides long. It is a transcript of the gene Hand, whose product is annotated as heart- and neural crest derivatives-expressed protein 2. The coding region runs from base 272 to 1063 and encodes 263 amino acids. Lineage: Eukaryota; Metazoa; Arthropoda; Insecta; Lepidoptera; Nymphalidae. The record is from RefSeq and is a predicted model, not a curated record. The transcript has 8 exons. Gene Ontology annotation, biological process: regulation of transcription by RNA polymerase II; developmental process. Gene Ontology annotation, molecular function: protein dimerization activity; DNA-binding transcription factor activity, RNA polymerase II-specific; RNA polymerase II transcription regulatory region sequence-specific DNA binding.